AUGCUUAGACACAGACAUAGACAACGAUUAUUAGAGGAACAAAAAAAUAAUAAUAAUAAUAGUGUUAUUCAAACAAUACGUAAUAAUAAACAAAAACAACAAUUAUUGAAUAGACAAUUAUUUGGGGAUGAAAAUAAUAAUUUAGCUGUUGAAUGGAGAAAUCGGCAAUUUGGUAUAAGAAAUCGUCAACAACAACAAAAUGAAUUAAUUAAAGAUCAACUUGGCAAAGAAUUAUUACAAAUUGAGGGUAAUGAUGACAAUAAUGAGAAGGGAAGACAAUCCCUUCAACUUGAACGCCGUUUCCGUUUAGUUCCAAAUAAAGUUGUAUUCCGCCCUAGACUUAAAAUAAGAAGACCCCAAAAUAUUGAAAAUCUUAACGGCCAACAACGUCCAAGUAUUCAAUUACCAGAAAAUUCAGCUUUUGGAACUGAACAAAAAAGAGGAAGUCAUUUACCUAUUGCUUUACCAUCCCUCAGUUUGUUUGGGGAAGAACCUUCGGAACAACCAAUUCCAGUACCACCAGCACCUGGAGAACCUCCUCCUUCCCAAGUUGCAACACAAACAAUAAGAGAAACGUCAACAACAACAACUGAUACAACAACAACAACGACUACAUCACAACCUUUACCUGCACCAGCAAUGGAAGUUGGUUCAAUGGGAGAACAGCCACCAAUGAAAUUAGAGGGGGGACCACCAACUAUUACUGCUACAACCCAAGAAACAACCACACAACCAUCUCAAAAAAUUGAGGAAAAUGGAGGAAAUAGUCAUGGAGAAGAUAGUGGAAUUAUAGGAAAUAGUGGACUUGUGGGAGAUGGGCCUGGUCCUCUACCUCCAGGGUUUUCUGAAGCUGGUGCCGGUUUUAUUGGUUUGUCUAAUGGUGCAGAAGAUAAUGGAUUGAGUUUUGGUUCUGGACCUGAGGUUGGAACAUUUCCGCCCGGUUUAAAAGAAUCUUUUGGAUUAAAUGGUUUUGUGACUGAAUUAGAAACAACAUUAUUAUCUAGUACAGAAGCACCAACUACAACAACUAGCACGCAAACAACAACAACAAUAACUGAAUUACAAACAACAACUGAAGUAUCAACUACAUUAAUACCUACUACAACAACAGAAUUACCAACAACAACGCAAACUCCUGCACCACCACCUCCUCCCCCAGAAGAAGCUUUUGUUAUUCCUGAAAAUUCUGGUCUUCGCCCUGUAGCUCCGCCAAAAGAAUUUUUCGGAGCUGGAGGUUUUGGCAGUAGUUCUGCAGGUCGUGGAGGUGGGGGAUUUGGAAAUAAUGGAGUUAUUGGGGGAAGUAAUGGCAAAAGUCGUGGUGGUUGGGAACCUCCUCCUCCCGAUGCCCAAGUUGAACCUCCUCUCAAACCUGAAGACUUUUAUACUGGCGAUUCUGCAUUAAUUCCAAAUAAGAAAGGACCGGAUGGUGAUGGUUAUGGGCCUUCUGCUUCCCUUCCCGGCUCUGCUCUUCCUCAAACACCUCCACCUAUUGGAACUAGCGGGGCUGUUUCUGGCGGUAUUCCAAUGCUUCCACCAUUUCGUCCAAUACCUAACGCGAUUGGCAUUCCACCGGUUGCUGGUAUGGGGAUUUUAGCUCCUCCACAAGAAGCUGUGCCGGAAAAUGAGGCGACAACUGUAAAACCUUCUGCUCUUCUAAAUAUUAUUAACAAGGCAGAUGAAGGCUUUAAUCAAGUGAUUACACACUUUGAACAGGGUACACCUUUAGAAGCUGCUGCUAUUGAUAUUAUGGAGGUAGCUUUAGGUAGUCAAAAACUAGACAGUCAAGCAAAAUUGCUCAGCCAUGUUGACCGCGCUUUUGGACUUGACAAUUUACAAAGGUUACAGCGUUGGGCAAAUACUGGAGGGGCUUUAGAUUUAAUUAAAGAACAGUUUGCAAAAAUUGCCAAAAAUUACAAACCCCCACAAGAAACAGCUAAUUUAUUUACUGUACCGCCCCAAUUAGAAUAUCUCUUCCAAAAUCCAAGUUCUGGUCGGCGCAAAUAAAUAAAUUAAAUGUUAAUGACGUCGAAAGGGCAGAAAAGCUCAAGUUAACUGCGCAAUGAUUCUGUGGAUAUUUUGUAAAACAGAAAAAUAAAUAUUAGUAAAUUACCUACCUAUACUCUCUUUUUACUCUUUCUUUUUUUUCUCUUUAUUACAAUUUAUUUAUUGAAGUUAAAACAAUUAAUUUUGGGAAUAAAUUUCGACCUUAAAAUAUAUAAGAGAUGGGAUAUUAAAAAUAAAAAUUACUUUAUGAUUAAGUUAUCUAAA
Molecule: messenger RNA, 2268 nt
Organism: Meloidogyne enterolobii
Lineage: Eukaryota; Metazoa; Nematoda; Chromadorea; Rhabditida; Meloidogynidae
Source: the annotation of a GenBank genome assembly